This is a messenger RNA of Prunus dulcis (almond), 916 nucleotides long. RefSeq names its product protein CURVATURE THYLAKOID 1C, chloroplastic. The transcript has 6 exons. The record is from RefSeq and is a predicted model, not a curated record. NCBI's taxonomy places the organism in Eukaryota, Viridiplantae, Streptophyta, Magnoliopsida, Rosales, Rosaceae. Gene Ontology annotation, cellular component: thylakoid; chloroplast thylakoid membrane. The coding region runs from base 173 to 712 and encodes 179 amino acids.
UUGAGUGGUACCUAGAGCACUAUCAAUCUUAUUCACAAAUUACAGAAGCUUUUGGUCUUGUUUUAAGUCGUCUGAGACUCUUCGGACUUCAAACGGGAAAUCCAUUUCUCUGAAUUUUUAGUUUUUAUUUUUCUUAUUUGCGCAAAUUUUGUUGGAGUUUUCUUUAAGUAGCAUGGCGUCCAUUAUUGCAAGCUUGCCUCCACCACUGGCCGCCCAUGGUAGAAAUAAUACCUUCUUCAGCGCUCUUCCAAAACUCCCUUUUUCUUCCAUUAGAGAGAGACAGAAUCGUGCCUCUGUCGUGGUGAAGGCUACUGGGGAAAGCUCGGAGUCUUCGAACUCCCUUAGUAUUGUAAAAUCUGUUCAGAAUGUCGUAAGCUCUUUCCCUCUGUGUUCUUGUAAUCACAUCUUCUUUAUGUCUGGUUUGUGUUUAUUCAAUCAAAAAAGCAUUGUUUGGCAAAAUCAAAUCAUGUGGGAUAACUCGGAAGAUCGGCCAGGUCUUGUUGGUUUGGGGUUUGCAGCUAUAGUUGCAUUUUGGGCAUCAUCGAAUCUGAUUACAGCCAUCGACAAGUUGCCGCUUAUCCCAAGUGUACUAGAAUUUGUUGGCAUACUUUAUUCUUCGUGGUUUAUAUAUCGAUACCUCUUAUUCAAGCCUGAUCGGGAAGAGCUUUUCCAAAUCGUCAACAAAUCCAUAUCAGAUAUCUUGGGCCAGUGAAUUUCUAAUAAAUCCCAACUGUUGUGGCAGAUGUGUAAUUCCAGAUAUGAGAAUGUAUUUUGGGGAAGGGAUUGGCAGGAAGUGGGUGGAGUGAAAGAGCAAUUUGUACAAAAUUUGCUCACAUUUUAAUGUGGUGCAUAAUUUCCUUAUCUCUCUUGGUUUCCAUCUUUCAUUGGAGAACCCUACUUGAAGUUGACCCAGAAA